Lithohypha guttulata is the source of this 669-nucleotide messenger RNA. RefSeq lists its product as uncharacterized. The record is from RefSeq and is a predicted model, not a curated record. Bases 1 to 669 code for a protein of 222 amino acids. Gene Ontology annotation, cellular component: Ino80 complex. Gene Ontology annotation, biological process: chromatin remodeling. The transcript has 2 exons. NCBI's taxonomy places the organism in Eukaryota, Fungi, Ascomycota, Eurotiomycetes, Chaetothyriales, Trichomeriaceae.
AUGCCUUCAACUCCCCAGCCAGAGAAAGAUGAAGCGCACCUGCAAUUACUCGAAGAGAUGGACAUUUACUACGUCAAGAAACCAUUUCGAAAUCCAGACUGGAAACCGUCAAUACGUCGGAACAAGAAUAUCAAGCAGAUAGUCUCCGAGGCGCACCGAAAAGAGGCUUCAGUAGUUGCUACACAGAACAAUUCGGGCGCAUCCACACCUCAACCCCUUCAGUCGGACGGUGCUGCUACGCCUCAACCAAAUAUGGGACAAGCCACUCAGAGUCUUUCCACGCUCGUGCUUGAAAGAAACCUACAAAAAGCAGCGGCAAUGGGAGCGCAUGGCAAUGGUCCAGCAACUCUAGGCGCGAAUUUAGGACCAGCAGUGACUUACACAAACAUCGAGAGCGCUCCCAGCCUACAAACCAAGAAGCACUAUUGCGAUAUUACAGGACUGCCCUCUCGUUACACGGACCCAAAGACUAAGCUGCGAUAUCAUAAUCAGGAGAUCUUCGGUGUUGUGAGAACGUUAGCGCAAGGCGUGCCUGAUCAAUAUCUUGCUGCGAGAGGUGCCAACGUAAUCUUGAAAAGAUACUCAAGAAAGCGCUCCGGCUUAAUCGUGGUCACGAUAUUUAUCUUUUUUCUUCGCCAUGCUGAACACUACCGAAGCUCCAUGAAGUAG